This is a messenger RNA of Nannochloropsis gaditana CCMP526, 6779 nucleotides long. Its product is annotated as dep domain containing 5. The record is from RefSeq and is a predicted model, not a curated record. Gene Ontology annotation, molecular function: GTPase activator activity. Bases 1382 to 6514 code for a protein of 1710 amino acids. Gene Ontology annotation, biological process: positive regulation of autophagy; negative regulation of TORC1 signaling. The transcript has 28 exons. Gene Ontology annotation, cellular component: GATOR1 complex.
CAAUAGCUUUCUGUCCAAGUUCUAGCAACAGAGAUGCUGCGCGCACCGUCGCCUCCUGCCGUUGCUGGUAAUCGCACAGGGCCUGUAAAGGCUCCUCCCCGGCACCAAUUCCAUGGCCCACCGAGCAAAACAGCUGCAGCAUCCGCAUACUCGCUACACGUUCAUGAACUUUCGUUUUCUUCUGAGGAGGUGAUUAUAAAUCCGGACGUGUUUCCCUUCAUCGCCCUCCACGACGUCCUGGAGAUCAUCCCGCUCUCCUACAACUUUGCCUCCAGCAGCUCGCCUUCAUCGUCUCCCUCGGCCCACGCAUCUUCUUCCAUACCAUCAUCAGUAGAGAGGGUUGGAGAAAGUGGCUCAACAACGGGAGGGAACGACCUGGGAGGGCGAUCAGAGGGUAGCACGUCUGCGCACUUGAUGUCUCAAGCUCGAAACGGUGGUGAGGGCCUUGGGGACACAGAGAGCCCGGAGGAGGUCAUGCAGGGAGGAGGCUCUAGGCAUAAGAGCGAUUUCCAAUCGUCAUCAGAUGGCUCUAAGGACGUUCUUGGUCCUAACACGGGAAUGGCACCGGGGGAGAUGAUUAUACGGAAUAACACAGGAGGCCUCUCGGGAAGGCAAGCUAAUGAAAGCAGCAGCAGAAAAGGCUUCACCGAGGACAAGACGCUGGAGGGAGCUGAUGUGGGAAGGCCGCAGACUGGAGGAAAAGAGCACGAAGUAACCGGGGAGGGGAUCAUGGGGGGCAUCGGCAUGGGCCCUUCCCGCACAGACCGCCAAGCACGCGCAUCGCCGCCAUCUACCUCACUGACAUCGGAGGCGCCGACAGCAAGCAAAAGUGUCGAGCGCAGUUACAAGGGUAGUAGUAGCAGCAACAAUAUAUUUUUGCAAGUGACUUCCAUUCCUCCUGCGGGCAAGGUAGCACGGAUGCAGAUUUCGAUUCUCAAGUCUGUGGCAGAGGCCUUCGGUCUGCAUGCUUAUCAAGAGGUCCACAAGGCCGAGCCAAGCGAGGCUCGUUUGGAUUUUGUCGAGCUGGUUUUUAAAGACGACUUUAUUUCCCGCGCAGAUAUGUGGCGUUUCAAGCAGGCCAUCACCACCUCCUCGGGGGGCAAAGCGGCGUAUCUUGGACAACAUAUCAAUACGAUCGGCAUCCGUGCCCGCGUCAAAGAGCUUUCCCGAGGGGAGAGCUCAGUCUGUAGCGGCUUACUCACGGCGGAUACCAAGAUGACAUUUCGUAUACCUGGAAAAAUUCCUCUCAUUCGCACGCCUGCUGCUGGAAAACUGGCGGGCUCUUGACGUUUCGCAUUCCCUUUCUGUCGUCUUCUUUACCCGACUCUACUACCAUCCUCCCGCUUUCGCGGAUUCAUUUUCUGGCUCCGUCGCUCCUGGGAUGGAAGCAGCAGGGGGACAAAAAUCGGAAACAACGAAACAAACCACUGUCGCUCCUGGAAUGGAAGCAGCGGGGGGACAAAAAUCGGAAACAAAGGAGCAAAUCACUAGGGGAAAAGAAUCAUCCGACGCGAUCAGUCUUCCACGACCGGAGCGCACUAAACAAGUCCUUACCAACGCCCACUCCUCGUCCUUGUCAUCCUCAACACAUCCUGCACCUAGAUCGACCGAUGCACCUCCACACUUGCAUACUGAUCGCCCGUUCGAGCCUUUCAAUUCGUUCUCUCCUUUCUUGCCGCCCGCCACAGCAACAAUCGCCGCAUCUCCCCCCGUCAAGUCUCCCCCGCCGUCGUUCAGCUGGCAUCAGAAAGGGCCUGAGGGAGUCACAAGGUCUCGACAAUGCUCGCAAGACCCUGCUAUUUGUGCUUCCUCCUUCUCCCCGAAACCUCAGAUGGGAGGAUUAUUCAGCAGAAAUGAUGAGAGCAUCCAGUUCUCACAGGUCAACGGGACGCCUACUGCGUCUAAAAAAGGCCAUGGGGUUGGAAGCGCAAUUUAUGAAGACUUCUACAGGAUGGCAUUGGAAAAUGAAAGCCGGAUAGAGACUCAAAAAUUGUUGACGACCCUGAAAAAGGAAGCUCUAGCAUUUGCGAAGGUGCUACGGUGGAAAACAGCGCAAGGUUGGACAGGUGUGCCUGCGAAAGCAGCACGUGGCAAUUUUUUGGAGGCCAUCAAUGUGACGUUAAAUGUGCUUGAGAAGCACUACAUGGACAGGGACCUGACGCGUACCGGAAACAGUAUUUUGAUGAUAUCCCCUUCCACAGGCAUCAUUGAGGUGGAUUCGAAACUCUCUGACAUUACCAAGCAGCGUAUGAUGGAUGAUGGGAUAGGCAUGGAUCUGCUUUCGCUCGCCCAGCCGCCCCUCCAUAUUGUACCCCUCUUUAUUUGCAGGGACAAGUUCAACACGGAAAGAGAUAGCUCGCUCUUUGAAGUGCCUCACUGGAUGCAUAUCUCCUACUUUAACUCCGAAGGCCUCUCUACAACGGACAAUCCUCUUUCAUCUUUACUGCCUUCGACAAGCUCGUCCUCGUCCUCAUCCUUGCCUGCGUUCCAGCAGCGACAGAGUCCUUCCAUUCUUUCCGGUAGUUCCGAGGUGCCUUGGAGCAUGAGAACAGGGACAUAUGGUCCAAGGGGCAUAGAGGGAAUGGAAGGACUAUUGGAGGGAGUGAGAGAGAAAAGCAUUGUCCCCCCACCAUCUCUCGGUCCGUCACUACUCCCCAACGGCAUGGCUUUUAGGCAAGGAGGAAGAGACGGAGGACGUGAAGGGGGAGACUGCUGGUCUCAUCAACAUCAAGAACAUUUAGACUACCAUAUUUUGGCCAUGGCCAUGGACAAGCACCUUUUCCCAUCCUCCUUCCGCCCUCUUUCCCUUCCCUCUUUCUGGGCCACACAUGCUGCCCGAGGUUCCUCCCCUACCGACGACGCACCAACUAUACCUGGUGAACCCGUGUCCCCCUCCGUGCUUGCGUUGCCUCCUUGUCUUCCUCCAGCCCUGCAUGCCGCUCUCUUUGGUCCAAGUCUCGCUUCCCUCCCCCCCUUGGAGGACGUCGGAACGGAAACAGAGGGCAAACAGCGCGGGACUGGGAGAGAAGAGGCAUUUGAGGCCAAAGACAGAAAAGCGAGCAAGCGAAGUCAGCAUGAGCUGCCUCCCAGAUCUUGUUCUGCUAUCCCACCCUUGCGCCUUCAUCUGUGCCAAGCGUUAGGCGUGAGGGAGAGCACGGACUGGAGUAGUCAGAGUGAGACGCCUGAGAGGGCUCAACAGUCGGCUGGGCGCACCCCAUCUCGAAGUAGAAGUAUCGGCAGUGCUACAACUAGUGGCCUAGCCCUGCUCCCUCCCCUCGUUCCUCCUCUCAAGGCUGUAGGGAGAAGCCGGAGUGACGGUGCAUCCAAGGCAUUGCAACAAAAGCAAUCGAUGGCAGCGGGCGGUGAGCAAGGCAGCGGCAGAUUUUCAAAGCCCGCCACCCCUUAUCGCGAGCAGCCUGUUUUUUCUACACCUUCCGGGCUUAGUAAAGUUCUGCGAAAGGAGAACGAAGGAGGGAGAGUGGGAGUAUCAGACGAAAAAUACGCAUCAGAAACGUUGAAAAUGCUUGAAAAACGGCCAAAAGACAUCCUAGAGGCUAUGACACAACACGACCAGGCUGUUUUUCGGCCUUCAACUCCACCGCCCCUUUCUCGGCCACCGACAGCAAGCAGCAAAAGUUUGCCACCUCAUGAUGUAGGCAGCCUCAAUCGCAGCAGUAGCACGCAGAGCAUUGUCGACCUUCAGGCAGGCUCUCCUUCCUUACUUUCUUCUCUCGUACCCAAAAAUAAGUGGAACGGAAAUCACGGGGGAAAGGCACGUCCCAUCCCAGGAUCGUGGUCUCAUCACGAAGACCAGUAUCAACCGCUGCUCGAGGAAAGCCUGGAUCAUAGGCAGCAUGUGUGCUUGGAACGGCAGGAGCAUGGCAGGCUGCCUUUAUCAGUGUCAUCGACAAUGGGCCUUGACUGCUCGCCUCUUGGAAUGCGAUCCGCCUUUGUAGGCCAUUCGACAAUUGAAACUUCCUGCAAGCCUCCGUCAAGCACCACAAGUCUCACCUUUCUCUCUUCUUCGGCAACUGAAGACACUCCGCUUAUAAGAACGAACUCCUUGUGUAGCUCCAUGCAUCAAGCCGCUGGGCAGGUGGAAGACAGAUAUGAGCAAGGGCGGGAAGAACGAAAAGAGGCCGACAGGAAAGGCAUUCAAAUCCCCAAGCCAUCUCCCUCUUUCUCGGCUUUGUCGGCAGCUGCAACAACGCCUCCGACACGGGCUUCGGAUGGAGUAGAACUUGGUGGUUCGCCAGUUUCGAUGUCUUCCAAUCGACCCUUGUCGGGUGGACGCACGCCGAACAGCUCCAUUUUAGCCGGAAAGGAAGCGAUGAGGGAGCGUGGAAGGAGUAGUGGAAUAUUGCAUGCAUCUAUAAGUCGCAGCUCUCUGACCUCGCUUGGGAACUCGCACAAUUCACGCAGUCACCAUUCUUUCCCCAGUCAACCCUCCUCCACAACUGCCGGUUUGGGAUAUUCGUCGAGUGGAGGGGCUACAGGAGGAGGACCUGUGGGGUUAAGGGAUAAGGCGGGCACCAUCAACCCAUUUCGACGGGAAGACGAGGCAGAGCUGCUUCAGAAGCGAACGCACAACCAUCGACGGUGGUCCCACGUCUUCCCCCCGGGCGAGGUGGAGUUUAAGCACUCCCCAGGCCCCAACUGGAAAAGCCUUUGCCAACCCGCAAUCCUUCCGUUGACGACGGAUUACCUGCCCACGCCAGAGCAAUUGCGGAAGGAUUACACUGAGAGCUUCUAUACCCUCAUGCUGCCUGAGGGAGAUGACAGUCCCAAGGCAACCACACCUUCAGGUACUGGCAACAGUCAUGCGCAGGCAAUGUGUCGCUCACAUGCUGAUCUUUUGGAGGAAAUGGUCUGCCAGCGCCUCGCGCAAGACUUUCAACUUGUUGAGACGAGUCCUGGUAGCCCAGCAGCGAGUCUCCUCCGGCUCUUUGGCGCCCUGCCAGGAGGAGGGGCGGGAGGAAUUGGAGUGGGAAGGAAAGGGCGGGAGGGAGGUGGGAAACGCGCCGUGUACACUUUGAGCAUGGGUCACCGCAUUCAUGUCCUGUCUUAUGACGAAUCAACGCGGCAGGUGGACGUGAAGCACUUCCUGGAUAGACAAGGAAGCAACGCGAAUUCGCCUCAAAAUCAUCACCGAUACCGAUACCAGAUAUGGGUCCCUCAUACUGGUCGCUUCCAGGCAGUGACGCAAGAUUUUUACCGCUUCCCGACGCCGGAAUACAAGUGGAACUAUGUUGACGAACUUAUUUGUGGCUAUAACGAUGCUCCAGAGGACCUUCUGCGACCAGAGACAAAGUACAGGCGGAAGCUGUACGCCAUGUGCCGCCAAACAGAGGACGACAACGAAGAAGAUUUCAUACAGAGGGUUCAAGAGCUACUUGGGCAUGUGAAUCGGCGUCGUCUCAAGGGUAGUCCUCCGUUGGAUGUGAUAAGUCGGGGCUUUCCGGAAAAAGAAGACCAGCUGAGAAGGGGAGGAAACAAAGAGAUGGUCAAUGAGAGUAGACGAUCGAAUGCAAUUAUGGCUGCACACAUCCCUCUGCCAUCGGUGGGGCCUCAGAGCACGCGGCAAGAGUGGCUUGUGCUGUCCUGCGAUAAGCUCCUCGAUCCUUGCCGUGCCUUCCAUCUGGACAUUAAUUGGCUUGUUUGCUCAGCCAAAAAUGCUCGAGACUUCGUCGCAGCUCUUCUGAGGAAAGCGCAGCAGCUGGGACUGCAUUUGGUGCCACUGCCUGAGUAUUCUCGCUCCUCAAACUUGAACGUACACCCUUUCCUGGCCCAUCCAUUUGUUGCCAUCUACCCUCCAGCACUGCUCCGUAUCUGCGAGGAGGCCCUAAUUCAGCUCUUCGGUUUUGUGCGAGACGACGAACGAAAGACGAAUUGGCGUGAAGUUUACUUGCUCGAGGAUAGAAAAGAGGGACGGGAAUGCGUUAGUGCACUAGCCACUUCGUUGCAUGAACAGCAGGCGCUACAGGAGGCGAAUCAAUCGGUGACCCAAAGGUCGAUGGGAAGUGGGAUAAGGAGGAAAGGAUGCGCUGACCGUCAGUACUACCAUCGAUCGGGCGCUGUCUUCGUCCGAGUGGCCGCUUCUGCAGGUUUCGCUUGGUUGCACAACCACCUUCUUAAUCAGCAACACGCGCAGCAAGUCCAACAGCAGUAUCAGCGGGAAAUGCGAGAGCAGCUACAUGAAGAGUAUCAUCAUCAGCAGCACCUGGAGCAAGAUCUUCAACGUAUUUAUCGUCCGCACAGGAAUUUAGGAAUUGGGGCUGGUUGGGAGGAUGCGCUGCACCGCUUUGAAACAUACUGCCGUGAUGCGGCGUUUUGCUAUGAUUUGGUGCAAGAGAUGCUAGCGAUUGCAGUUAUGAGCAUUGCGGAAAGGGAGGCUUACUAUGCGGAGUGUCAAGGGCAGAUGAACAGUGAACACAGCCCGUUCAGAGACGCUGGUCUCAUCAAAUCCUCAAGGCCUUUGACGAGGAAGAACGACGCUCUCCCUUCCUCCAUUUAAAUCUUUCAAUCGAUGAUGAGGAUGCUAAAAAGUGGCGUUUUAUGCCGAUGAAAAGGAGCUCGUGUGUACAAGUGUAGCUCAUAGAGAAGCUCGGCUUAAAGCGCGACGAGUACAAGAAAGUGAUAUUAUUAGCGAUGCAUUCUAAAUAGCCAGGAUGUAUAGAUGACUGGAUUUGUAGAGUUGGAUGUGUACACACCCAAAAAAAAGAAAACAGAGCAAUCUGUGAAGCCGCAUUCAAAACUAUGUUUACACUCUUGGGUCUUCU